Messenger RNA from Polistes canadensis, 3351 nucleotides. RefSeq names its product hippocampus abundant transcript 1 protein. The record is from RefSeq and is a predicted model, not a curated record. NCBI's taxonomy places the organism in Eukaryota, Metazoa, Arthropoda, Insecta, Hymenoptera, Vespidae. Gene Ontology annotation, cellular component: membrane. Gene Ontology annotation, molecular function: transmembrane transporter activity. Gene Ontology annotation, biological process: transmembrane transport. Bases 1075 to 2673 code for a protein of 532 amino acids. The transcript is spliced from 7 exons.
AGAAGAGACAAGUAAUCGAAAGAAUAAUUAUUAGCAGGCUUUUUAAAAUUUUUAUCUGCUAGCUAUGUGCUACUAUUGUCUAAGGAGCACCUUUCGUAUUUAUAUGAAAGUUUAUUUAUUAUUAAGUGUGGUUAUUAUAUGCAAAGCGGCAGGAAGUAUUAUCAAAAUGCAUACAAGUAGAUGAUUUUUUGUUCCAAUUUGAGGGAUCAUUAAAAAGGAUUUAAAAUUACAAUAAAAAGCUUUCGCUAAGGCAUUAAGAUAAAUGAGUUGAUAUGUGCGUUGUACUGCCAAUCAAGUAAUUUUUGAUGCUUCUAAAGCGAUCACAGAAAUAAAUUCUGGCAUUCAUAGAUAAGUGAAAAAGCUAAAGAUAACUAUCCUUUUACAUGUAAUCUUAUGCUUCGUUUCUGAAAACAAUUAGCAUUCUUCAUGAUACAAUGAAGUGAUGUUCCUUUUUAAAGGUUGUACAAAAAACUUGCAAAGAAUACUUAUUUGCACUUGUAAUGCUUGUGAUAUAUAUUAAGAAAUUAGAUCUAAGAUAACUCUAUCGAUAAUGAAAUUCUUAAAUGUAAUAUAAUUACAUAAGAUGUGAAACGAAUUAGCACAAAGAAUAUGGUGCUCUACUUAAUCCGCUAUAUAAAGCAAAUGUAAUAAAAGAAAGAUAAACUAUAUAUGUUUCGAACACUUGGUCUAAGAAGACUGUGAAAAUUGACCACACAAAUUGCUUAAGAGAAGUGCAUGCAUGUAUAUAAAUGUACUUAUUAAUAGAUAUAACAGAUAUGGUAUUAUUUAAUGUAAUUUAUACUCAAAGAUUAUGCAAUGAGAUUAUAUUCAUAAUAUGAUCUUAAUGAGUAAAAGUGUGAUUAAACAAAAGUAUAUGAAAACUAUAUAGACGAAAAGAUUUUUAAGAUUUUAGUCAACAAAACGUUGAGCACAUAAUUUUUUCAAGAUAAGUCACAAAUUUAUGAGAUGCAAAUAAAUAUUUGUAUUAUAUGGAUUUUAAUAAAAGAUAAAAUGAAACAUUAGUAAAUAAUUAAGUAUGAAACAAAAUUCGUAUAGUAACAAUUCUUAGGGGUCAUGCCCCCUGGGGCAAAAGGGGGAGCAGAGGGCUUGGGCCCUUCCUGUUCUGAAAUUCACAAUAAUCAAGAACACGCUAUUGCAAAAUUUACACCUCCCUUUACAUUUGCCCAACAAUGCUACAGGCACCUUAAGAGUUCUGGGGUAGGAGAGGCAAGCGUAUAUCAUGCAUUGGUUGUAAUAUUUUUGGAAUUUUUUGCAUGGGGUUUAUUAACCAUGCCUAUUAUUUCUGUAUUAAAUGAAACAUUUCCGGAUCACACGUUCCUCAUGAAUGGUUUAAUAAUGGGCAUCAAAGGGAUUUUAUCUUUCCUUUCGGCGCCAUUAAUUGGUGCUUUAUCAGAUGUGUGGGGUCGAAAAUUUUUCUUACUUAUCACAGUGGCCUUCACUUGUGCACCAAUUCCACUAAUGAGUAUAAACACAUGGUGGUUUUUUGCUAUGAUUUCCAUAAGUGGUGUUUUUGCUUGUACUUUUUCUGUAGUAUUCGCAUAUGUUGCCGAUGUUACAGAAGAAAAUCAAAGAUCAUUGGCAUAUGGUUUAGUUUCUGCAACUUUUGCUGCUAGCAUGGUAAUCAGUCCAGCUUUAGGAGCUUAUACCAUGACAAAAUAUGGAGAAAAUUUAGCAGUUGCAUUAGCAACAGCAAUUGCAGUCUUAGAUGUUUUUUUCAUAUUAGUAGCUGUACCUGAAAGUUUACCUGAAAAAGCAAGACCACCAGCACCCAUAUCAUGGGAGCAAGCUGAUCCUUUUGCAGCUCUAGGAAAGGUUGGAAAAGAUCAUACAAUUUUGAUGCUGUGCGUCACUGUGUUCCUGAGUUAUCUUCCUGAGGCAGGUCAAUAUAGUUGUAUUUUUGUCUACUUAAAAUUGGCUAUGGGAUUUUCUGCUGCUAUGGUAGCAUGGUUUAUUGCUGUCGUUGGAAUAUUAAGCGUAGGGGCUCAAAUAAUAUUAGGACCUUUAAUGAGAACCCUUGGUAGUAAACACACUAUAAUGUUGGGUCUCUUGUUUGAGAUGUUACAACUCAUGUGGUAUGGCUUCGGUUCACAAACAUGGAUGAUGUGGGCAGCAGGAGCUCUAGCAUCUGUAUCAAGUAUCACAUAUCCUGCAAUUUCUGCAUUUGUAUCAAUGCAUUCGGAUGCUGAUAAACAGGGUUUGGUACAAGGAAUGGUGACUGGAAUGCGUGGUCUCUGUAAUGGUCUGGGACCUGCAAUGUUUGGUGUAAUCUUCUAUCUUUUUCAUGUUGAUCUCAAUGAUGACUCACCCUCCCUUCCUUUGAAACCAUCUCUUUUGGAUGAGAAUAAUAGAACGGGAACUGCCACACAACAUCUUGAUAUUAUGCCUCAGCUUGUACCAGGUCCACCAUUUGUAUUUGGCGCAUUGCUAGUGAUUUGUGCAUUACUGGUUGCUGCAUUCAUCCCUGAAACUACCACAAUGGCAACUGGAGCAUUACAUCAUCCAUCCACCUCCCGGAGGCCCUCCGGUAAAUACGCAUAUCAGAAAUGUUUGUCCUUGGACGUUCAUUAUGAGCCAGAUAGGAUGGGAAGUGGAAGAGGAAAGGUAGGACCACUAUCACCACUAGUCGACAAUUGCAACUCUGCUGCACUAUAGCUACUGAUGAAUUCAAAGACAGUUACUGUUCAUGGGCAAGAUAUAUAUUCUCACAAAAUGAUGAAACAUUAAUCAGUGAAGUGGUCACCGGUGUAAAGUGCACCAACUUCAAAGAGAUUGUAAUAGAUUUGUCUAUAAUGUAUUAUACUAUUUCUUUAAGUCAAUAACUAAGCUUGAUUUUAGGACUAUCAAUCAACUUAAUAUUUAGGUUGUAAUUUCCACAAGCAGUGCUUGUGUGAUAAAGAAAGGGUUCUUUAAAACAGAUGCAGCCCUAUUUGAAACAGAGUUUUGUUAUAUAUAUAUAUAUAUAUAUAUAUAUAUAUGAAAGAAAAAAGCAAUCAAGUUGCUCUGUUCUUUUUUAAAAAUUCUUGAAUCAAAUUAUAUUAUAUUAGAGAUCAGCAAUUUCGAGACAACAAUCAGUAAUUACUAGUUUGCGUAGCUUGCCAAUAGCAAUACAGCACAAAAUGGCAAGACAAAUGACAGUAUUUUUAAUAGACUUCUAACUUGUGUCAUAUUCUUUAUUUAAAUACCCUUUUAUUGAUUUAAUAGCAAAUACAAAAAUAUGCAAAUUUAAUUUUUAUUAGCCGAACUAUAUGAUAAUACAUUUUGCCGAUAAUACAUUACAUUGUAAUGUGUAAGAAAACAUCCAUAAAUUAUGCAAAAGCAUUAGGAUGAAAA